CCGGUGGGGCGGGCACCGGCACCGGCACCGGCACCGGGACCCCGAUCCGCGCCGGCACCAGGAUCCCGACCGGCGCCCCGACCCGCACCGCGGCGGCACCGGGACUCUGAUCCGCACGGGCGCCGGGACCGCCCCGGGACCGCGGCGGCACCGGGAUCCCGCCAGCAGCAGGAGCCGCGGCCCGACCCGCAUCAGCGCCGGCUCCGCGCCGGGGCGCGCACCGCCGCCGAGCUCCCGCGGAGACUCGCACCCCGCCGGCAGCGGCACCGGCUCCCCCGGCGGCACCCGACCCCCGCCACCACCACCCGCCCGCCGGCCGACCCCCGGGCCUGCGGACACCUCUCGGCACCGCCGGGCAGGCGGACGGACCCGCAGCCCGGACGGACGGACAGACGGACGGACGUCCCCCGAGCGGGGCUCCCUGCCUCGACGGCCCGGUCACAGCGCCGGCAGGACGGACCCACGGACACCCCCGGGGACGAGUUCAGCCCUCCCCGGAGCGCCCCGGGAGCAGAGCCCCGCGGGGACCCCACGCCCGGCGUCGGGCGGGCAGAGCCCCCCGGGGGUCCCGUCGCACAGAGCGGGCCGCCCGGGCCCGUGGGGACCCCGGCGGGGAUGGGUUUGGGGCGGCGGAGGGGGGGCAGAGCGGGGGCCAUGCGGGCAGCGCCUGGGCCGCGGCGGGGCCGGCCGGCGUCCCACGCACCGCGGGCCACCGCGGGCCACCGGUGCGCCUGGCGUUCACGUCCGGCCUCGCCGGAGGAGGAGUCCGGCCUCCCCGCCCUGCCUCCCAGCCCGCCCGCGCCCCGCGGCCACGGCCCACGGGCGCCCCGCGGCCGGGUCCACCCCGGCGGGGCCGCCCGCCGCCGGGCUCCUUACCUCCGCCGUCUCCCUGCCUCCCUCCGCCGGGGCCGUCGCAGGCCCCGGGGACAUGGGGGCCGGCUGGCGAGCCGAGCCGAGCCCGUGCGAGUCCUUACGUCACCGCCCAGGGCCCUCCACGUCCAUCCCGGGGCUCUCAAGUGCUCCUUGCAAACGUGCCAAAUCCCGGGGCCGCCUCCGCUCGGCCCCGCUUCACACGUGCUCCCCUGGCCGGAGCCGGCCGCCGGGGCGCAGCCCGGGCCGGGCGAGCCCCCCCGGGGCCAGCCCUCAUGGCCCGCCGGCCCCCCGGGCCCUGCCCGCGGCGGGGUCCGGAGGUGUUCGGGCGGGCGGCGCGCCCCGGGAUGCCGCCUGCCGUGUCAUCUGCCCCGGCAGCGCUCAACCGCCUCGGCGCAACCUCCCCGGGCUUAUAUAACUCCCCGGCUGGAGCCGGGCCAGCGGCUCGAUCGCCGGCUGCGCCGUGGCUGCACGCCGGCCCCGGGUCGCCCGUGGGCUCUGCCCCGGCACCCGGGUCCGUCCCCAAACUCCGCGUGGCGUUAA
This is a messenger RNA of Harpia harpyja (harpy eagle), 1413 nucleotides long. Its product is annotated as basic proline-rich protein-like. NCBI's taxonomy places the organism in Eukaryota, Metazoa, Chordata, Aves, Accipitriformes, Accipitridae. The annotation marks the transcript as partial. The transcript has a single exon. The record is from RefSeq and is a predicted model, not a curated record.